Ceratina calcarata is the source of this 3743-nucleotide messenger RNA. RefSeq names its product SIX homeobox 1 protein sine oculis (gene so). Gene Ontology annotation, cellular component: nucleus; transcription regulator complex. Gene Ontology annotation, molecular function: RNA polymerase II cis-regulatory region sequence-specific DNA binding; DNA-binding transcription factor activity, RNA polymerase II-specific. Lineage: Eukaryota; Metazoa; Arthropoda; Insecta; Hymenoptera; Apidae. Gene Ontology annotation, biological process: regulation of transcription by RNA polymerase II. The record is from RefSeq and is a predicted model, not a curated record. The transcript has 5 exons. Bases 1345 to 2904 code for a protein of 519 amino acids.
UCUGGUGCGUGCGUAGGAGAACGUCGCGAUCACGAGAGAAAGAGACGGGGAGCCUUGACGUUUAUCCGCUCGGACCGUCGCGCGAGUCCCCGGUACACAAUACGUGAAUCCUCCGCGUGUGUCCCAUGCACGUUCCAGCGAAUACGCGUGUCGCACUUUCGGGAGUGACGGAUGUGUAAUAUCCGACGUAGUGCGGGUCGCGAGUGGGUUCGGUGUCGCGAGGCAUGAUUACCGGUUCGAAGAAGCCGAGGAGGAAUCGCUGGGACAAGAGAGGGACAGAGAAAACGGACUAUUUAACAGAGUCCUAAUAAUAGCCGGUGCGCAUUCGUACGCGAGUAUACUAAGCGCCUAUAAAUACGCGCGUACCACGGCCCGCGGAAACACGAGCCCGUGGAUUUCACGGUGCAACCUGCCACGAGGAAAAGACGGGAAGAUCGCAGGGGAAAAGGGGGAGAAUAAUCUUCGAGGGAGGAGGGCGCACCUGGCGCGAGAAACUUGCCAUAAUCGGAUCUAGUCGGAGGCAGUAACGCAAGAUAAUCGCGAGGGACCGAAAGGACACGAUAAAAGAGUGGGAGAGAGGGAGAGAGGAACGAUCGGACUGUACCAGCCUCUGAAAGGAGAUUAGAGAAUAACCGCAACUGGAGUGCGAGAUUUUAUUAUUCCGCGUAUAUCCUUUCUUUGACUCUCGUAACACGAGAAACAUCCCGGUGUUCGUCGGAGCUUGCAGCAACUCUCUACGAACGGCGGUGGCCUAAAAAUAUCUCCUUCCUGCAUAUUCUGACGCGUUUACACCGUCGCGAGUACAGCGACGCGUUCCUCCUUUGUCGUCGCCGUACACUUUUUAACCCUCCGCAGCUUUCUCUUCGAAAGCACGCGACCGCUUCACCGCACCGACGACGGCCUCGGUGUUCGAACCGGGAGAAAAUCCCGCGCGGAUACUUUCGCUCGAUCGGAAGGGGAAGGAAAAGAUGCCGCGGAGAAAAGCGUAUGCGAACGAUCGUCGCGGAUGAUCGCCGAAAGGUAUGAAGAUCGGCUCGAUUGACGUUGGCUCGUACGCAGCCGAAUAUCCGCCGUCGGACUCGCGACCAGGCCUCGACCGUCGGCACGAGACUUCCUCGACGUUAAAAUGAACGCAUCGUCCGGUAGUUUACCAAGUAUAAAAAACAGAAGGAACCGCCUCAACCCUCGAACGCACGAUUUUCAUUGAGGGAUCGUUAAAGAAGUCUGAAGGAUCGAGAUAAAAUAUCAGUGCGUGAAACGAAGUGCACGGGAGGACAGUGGUCCACGGUGGAGGGUGGAGGGAACGGAGUGCAAGGGGUCGCCGUGGGCCCCGGAGAUGAUGCGAUGAUGGCCUACGGUGGAACCACCGGAAACGGAGGUGCGAUGGGACCUUCUUCUGGUGGUGCGGACGUUUUGGGUUCGACCGGUGAUUACAGCCCGCAGGGCACACCGACGCCUCUCACGGGACACGCAGCCGGACCCGUCGAGGCUACUACCUACGGCCCCGGCACCGGUCCGGCGAGCUACAGUCCUCAAGACAGUCCCGCGAGUUCUGCCGGCGGUGGUAGCAGCAAUGGACAACUUCCCAGCUUCGGCUUCACCCAGGAACAAGUCGCCUGCGUUUGCGAGGCGAUGGUGUCGUCUGUCCAGGUUCUCCAGCAGGCAGGCUCCGUGGAGAGGCUCGGCAGGUUCCUCUGGUCCCUGCCGGCGUGCACCAGGCUGCACCGACACGAGAGCGUGCUGAAAGCGAAGGCGAUCGUAGCUUUCCACCGGGGACACUUCAAGGAACUGUACAGGAUCCUUGAGAGUCACACGUUCAGCCCGCACAAUCACCAGAAACUGCAGGCCCUCUGGCUGAAGGCUCAUUACAUCGAGGCCGAGAGGCUCAGAGGAAGGCCUCUCGGUGCUGUCGGGAAGUAUCGCGUUCGACGCAAGUUUCCGCUGCCCCGGACUAUUUGGGACGGCGAAGAGACGUCUUACUGCUUCAAGGAAAAGUCCAGGAGCGUCCUGAGGGAUUGGUACGCCACCAAUCCUUAUCCCUCGCCUCGAGAGAAGCGAGAAUUGGCAGAGAGCACCGGCCUGACCACCACGCAAGUCAGCAACUGGUUCAAGAACCGGAGACAAAGGGAUCGCGCGGCCGAACACAGCGGUCAGAGGGAGGACAAGACCCACGGCGGCGGUUUGGGCGACUCGAGCAGCGAAAGCGGCGACGACACGAAAAGACAGGCCGUUACCCAGCAGCAACAGCAGCAGCAACCGACCGCCUGCGCGGUUCAACAGCAGCAGCAACAACAGCAACAGAUGGUGGACCACCAGCAGACGUCCAGCAUGUACCAGUUACCACCGCCCGUCUCCGUUUCCAGCCCUCACUCGUACCACCAGGGCCACGGGUCCAGCUUGAGCCAUCCUCACACGCCGACGCACCACAUGCAGCACCACGACACCGGCAGCGAGAGCGGCGACGACAAGAGGAACCUCCAUCAUCAGUUGCAGCAUCAUCUUCAGGUCGGUGCUCACGGUACUCACGGCUUGGUACACCCUACGGCGACGUUACCUCCGCCACCGCCCAGCUGCGCCCAGCAGAAGACCCAAUUGGACUAUAUGCAGUAUUAUAGUCCACAGGAUUACCUGAUCACGCCGACUUCCGCGGAUCUACAGAAGUCGUUGCCGCACACGGCCACGUCGAUGCAGAUGGGUGCUAUAGCUCCUUCCAUGGGUGGGCUGAGCCCGAUGGGACCGUCGACGAUGCUGCCGAACACGAUGCAGGGCGUCAACACGAUGAACACGAUGUCGAUGAACGGGAUGGGCAUGGGGGCGUAUCAAGGCAUGGGUUCCAUGGGUAUGUCCACGUCGCACGGUAGUUAUCACAGCGGCCUGGUGUUGGGCGAUUACCACUCGUUGUGACCCUGGGCCCCGAGCACUCAGUCAAAAAGGAACCAAGAGAAAACUUAAAGCUGGAACUCGCUGUCGAAUCGCGGGGCGGACUCGGCCACCAAUUCGUCAGUAAGAUAAAACAAUUAUUUUAUUCCGAGGACCGUUCGUCCGUUCGCGUACUCGGUGAAAAAUCGAACGUUUUCCACGCAAAUCGAUAGUUCGAACGAGCCUCGAUCAGGAUCACAGUACGUACAAUAGUAGACAAAUUACUGUUGCAACUUUAAAUCGGCAAUCGUGAUCUCCAAUUCGUUUGGAUCCCUAAACGAUUCGGGUCGUACCUCGAUCUUUCAAAUCGCCACGCGCAGAGACUAAAUCGUUUUCUGAGACGAAAGGAAGCCGAUGAUUCGGUAUCGCACAUGCAUACAAGCGUACAAUAUACAUAACACAAAACACCGUGUACAUUGUACUCCCGAUUUUUGUUGGGGAACACGAUAGAGUAUAUAUAUAAAUAUAUAAAUAUAAAUAUAGUACGUACGAUUAUACGAAUAGUAGCUGUGAGAGAGGGAGGAAGCAGCAGAACGCUUCCGAUUGAAAAAUAGCAAAAGACAUGUUAGCAUUUUUCUUUUUUCUUCCCGUAUCGCCGCGCGACGCAAGACAGUCCUCGUCACAUUUCCAGACAGGCGCUUCGGACACGUCGUUCUACCUAUUUUUCGUACAACUUCUCGAAUUAAAGAAACACGCGCCAUUUACGGUUACCAGUAGUUCCAGACUGUCCAAGCUUCUCGAUCUCGACGAAAGCCAUGCUCCUCUAUUUAUUAAAAAUCGAUUCAUUCGUACAGAUUAUUGAUCUUUGAAAAGAGACGAGAAAC